Molecule: messenger RNA, 953 nt
Organism: Saccostrea cuccullata (small rock oyster)
Lineage: Eukaryota; Metazoa; Mollusca; Bivalvia; Ostreida; Ostreidae
Exons: 2
Coding region: 26-535 (169 amino acids)
Molecular function (GO): nucleic acid binding
Source: RefSeq, a predicted model, not a curated record
UCUAGCAAUCCAGUACAAACCAACAAUGUUAGUUGCCGAUGUACACAGAGCGCAAAAUACGGAAACAGUAAAAUCAAAGUUCCGAGAGAUCGGCACAACGUUAGCGUUAAUUCCAGGCGGAUGUACAAGCGAACUUCAACCCCUUGAUAGAGUGUUCCACGCUCCAUUGAAGAAAAAGAUUGAGGAAAUAACGGACAAGCAUGUGCAUGCAAACAGAAAACAAUGGCUUGAGGGCACUUUCACAGCUUCAGAAAGGCGAAUCCUUAUGACUAAAUGGGUAGGGGAAGCCUGGUCAGAAACCUGCAAGGAACAAACGGCCGCUGUGGUGAAGUGCUUUAAAAGCUGUGGAAUUUCAAACAAAACAGAUGGCAGUGAGGACCAUCUUAUUCACUUCACAGGCAUUGACAAUUAUACGUUUGAGCCAGAGAAAGAGGAGACUGAAGACACUGAACAUGGCUGUUUUAUUUUGAACAAAAACGGUGAAAGUGAUUCAGAUGAGGACAUUCCACUGGCUGAGCUAAAAUUCAGAGUUUGACAGUUUAAAUACAGCCUGUAUUUUAUAGUUUUAGACAUAAUAUUCUGCGCAUAGUAUUUUUACUAAGACAAUACAUGUAAGUUUUUAUCAAAAUAGUGGACUUUGAAUUUUUAUGGUUUUUAGGCUACGCAUGGUAUUCUAACUGAAACAAACAUUUUUAAUCAAAAUAUUGGACUUUGAUUGAAUUUUUAUGCUUUUAUUACAGUUGUAAACAUUUUAUUUUUAAUUUUGAAUUAAAUCAUAAUUUAAUGUCAUGUCAUGGAAUAUUUAUAAUAAAUAAUUAAACUGAUACUGUGUUUAAUUAAGGCAUUGUCAUGACCGGCUUAUUUUCAAAACAGGCUUAUUUUCGAGUAAUUAUUAAUGCAAGAAAUAGGUGGCUUAUUUUCAAAACCGGCUUAUUAUUAAAUCCGUCUUAUUU